UAUCGUCUCCGAUCACCGGAAGCCAUUCAAUCUCUUCGACGGCCCGCCCCUCCCUCUCUCGAUCUUGCCCAAUUGUUUCCUUCUUCUUCCUCCCCGAAAAUUUUAUAUAUCCUGAGAUAAGGGUUUCGAAGGUCCUGAAUAAGGGUUGGGUUUCGAAAGAUCUCUAGGGAUCCAUUGAAAUCUCCGACGAUGUCGAGCUUCAGCGGCGACGAAACCGCCCCCUUCUUCGGAUUCCUCGGCGCUGCGGCCGCCCUUGUCUUCUCCUGCAUGGGGGCGGCGUACGGGACGGCGAAGAGCGGUGUGGGGGUGGCGUCCAUGGGGGUGAUGCGGCCAGAGCUGGUGAUGAAGUCGAUCGUGCCCGUGGUCAUGGCCGGAGUGCUCGGGAUCUACGGGUUGAUCAUAGCCGUGAUCAUUAGCACCGGUAUAAACCCUAAGGCCAAGUCGUAUUACCUCUUCGAUGGAUACGCUCAUCUUUCCUCCGGGCUGGCUUGUGGCCUUGCCGGGCUCUCUGCAGGCAUGGCUAUCGGGAUCGUUGGCGAUGCUGGAGUCAGGGCCAAUGCACAGCAGCCGAAACUUUUUGUGGGCAUGAUUCUCAUUCUCAUUUUUGCUGAAGCACUUGCCCUUUAUGGUCUCAUUGUUGGCAUCAUCCUCUCCUCUCGGGCUGGCCAGUCUCGGGCAGACUAAGAUACAAGCAGAUGACCAUAAAUGAUCCUGCAAGCCAUUGUAAUAAUUAUAUUGAAUGUGAUUCCAUUGUGAUUUGUAUUCCUAGAUGUUACCAAAGAUCUUUCUAUUUUGCGAUCUGACAUCUAUAUUAAAUUUAUUGAUUGCCAUGCAAGCGAACAGCCGCCUGAGUCUCAGUUGUUCGGCUGUUGUUCUGAGAUAUUGGGAAUGUUCAGUUUACAAUAAAUGGAUUCAAUGAUUCGGUCUGCAUGACUUGCCUUUCAA
This is a messenger RNA of Phoenix dactylifera (date palm), 945 nucleotides long. Its product is annotated as V-type proton ATPase 16 kDa proteolipid subunit. Gene Ontology annotation, cellular component: proton-transporting V-type ATPase, V0 domain. Gene Ontology annotation, biological process: proton transmembrane transport. The record is from RefSeq and is a predicted model, not a curated record. Gene Ontology annotation, molecular function: proton-transporting ATPase activity, rotational mechanism. Lineage: Eukaryota; Viridiplantae; Streptophyta; Magnoliopsida; Arecales; Arecaceae.